Messenger RNA from Microtus ochrogaster (prairie vole), 1080 nucleotides. RefSeq names its product proteinase-activated receptor 1-like. Gene Ontology annotation, biological process: detection of chemical stimulus involved in sensory perception of smell; G protein-coupled receptor signaling pathway. Gene Ontology annotation, cellular component: membrane. NCBI's taxonomy places the organism in Eukaryota, Metazoa, Chordata, Mammalia, Rodentia, Cricetidae. Gene Ontology annotation, molecular function: olfactory receptor activity; G protein-coupled receptor activity; odorant binding. The record is from RefSeq and is a predicted model, not a curated record.
AACGUCUCUUCCUGGAAAGCACAACUCACUGCUGGUUGGACGCAUAGAAAGGCUCUCUGGUGGUGAGGAGCCAAGUCAGCCCUGAAGACCAUGAACUUAUCCAUUGAGCACUGCAACAUAUCUGACUGGUUGAGACUGGAGGCCACGGUGAAGGCCUCUGUGUAUGUGGUGGCUUUCUCCAUUGCCACAUCCAUUACCGUUGUCAUUAUCGCAAUAGUGUCACAGGAUCUGCAGCUGAGGAAAGAGGUCCGACUGGUCCUUCUCUGUCAUCACCUGCUGUGCAUCUCUUCCUACUGUGGCCUGGGGGUUGUCUUCCAAGGAAUGCGGGCCUUGCUGGCCAACAGCCCCCUGCUGCUGUGCUGGCUGGUAUUUGGGGCACAGCUAUGUGUGGGAGAAGGGAUCCUCCUUACUCUGGCCUUGAUGGCACUCAACACUUACCUGGCCAUUUGUUAUCCCCUGAACUCUCCAUCCUUUGUAGAAUCUGCUAAGUACAGGAUUCUGACUGGGACCUGGACCGCUGUUCUACUCAAGAAUGUUGGCUUAUUCCUCCUAGAGGCCACUAGCCCUCCUCCAGCCUCUGUUUUCCAGUCUGCCCCUCUCUGUCCUGUCAUCUUGAACGGUACGCCUGCCAGAGUCAUCGGCAUGCUUUUCCUUGCUCUUCCUUUAUGUGUCAUCCUUGUGUGUUACUGUCUGAUAUACCGAGAAGGGAAGCGGGCUGGCCAUUUUAAUAGAUCAAACAUCAGGGCCAGGAGAACUGUCCUCGUUCAUCUACUGCAGAUAAGCUUACACGUCAUCCCCACACUCAUAGUCAUAGUUUUGGGAAAGCGGUGUGGGGUGUUUUUCUUUACUCUAAAUCUGGUGCUUUUUGGUGUGUUUGCAUUUGCACAGUGUUUCAACCCUCUGGUGUACGGGCUAUGCAGCAGAGACCUGCAGAGAAAACUGUACUCUUGGCUGCACUGUCAGAAGAACCAGCAGGGGGCUGGCUUAAACAAAGAUUUAGCUCUUCCUAGUAACUCCAGACUUAAUAGGGGUGUGAGGGCUGAGGACUUGCCUUGCAUUCAGCCCCAAACUGUGCUUUGA